Messenger RNA from Racocetra persica, 494 nucleotides. The record is from the annotation of a GenBank genome assembly. Lineage: Eukaryota; Fungi; Glomeromycota; Glomeromycetes; Diversisporales; Gigasporaceae.
GAACGAAUUAUUAAAAAAAUUAGAUUUAUCGGGUUUAAUGUUCCUUAAUAAAUUAUAUGCCCAAGAAUGUAAUUUAGAAGAAAUAAACUUAAAAGGAUUAACAGGAAUGUUAACUUUGGAUUUAGCCGAAAAUAAGUUAAAAAAGGUAGAUUUAUCAGAAUGUAAAAGAUUAAAAUAUUUAUCUUGUCGAGUAAAUAAUUUGAAAGAAUUAGAUAUUACCAAAAAUACUUAUCUUAAUAACUUGAAAUGUUUUCAUAAUGAGUUAACUAAAUUAGAUACUAGUAAAAAUAAAUCAUUAGAGUUUUUAGACUAUAUAUCUAAUAAUGAAAUGUUGGAAACUUUAAAUGCCUCUUGUAAUAAAAUUACUGGAACUUUUGACUUAACUAAUAACAAAAAUAUUAAAGAAUUAAAUGUUGUUGCCAAUAAUAUUAGUAAUUACAAAAUUAAUGAAUUAGAUAUUAAGUCGAGCGAUAAAGUUUAUAAUUCUAAAAAGA